AUGGUGUGCAGGCUCCGAAAAUCCCUUUAUGGUCUCAAGCAGUCUCCAAGGGCGUUGUGUGAUAGAUUGACUCGAGUUGUAAAGAAAGACGGGUUCAACCAAUGUCAAUCAGAUCACACUAUGUUUGUUAAACACUCCAUGGAAGGAAAGGUAACUUUGUUUAUUGUUUAUGUUGAUGAUAUCGUUAUUACAGGAAAUGAUUAUGAUCAAAUUGAUCAUUUAAAAGGACUCUUGGCAAAGGAAUUUGAAGAUAAGGACUUAGGACAACUGAAGUAUUUUUUAGGGAUGGAAGUUGCUCGAACAAAGGAUGGUAUCUAUAUAUCACAAAGGAAAUACACCCUUGACUUACUUCAAGAAACUGGAAUGCUUGGGUGCAAGGCAGCUAAUACACCAAUAGAACAAAUAAAAGGAAGAGAAGAUGAAAGUCCACCAGCCGACAAAGAUAGAUAUCAAAGUUUAGUUGGGAAAUUAAUCUACCUAUCUCACACUAGGCCCGACAUUGGGUUCGUUGUAAGCUUGACUAGUCGCUACAUGUCAAAUCCAACUGAGUCUAACAUGAAAAUGGUGAAUAGAAUCCUCCAAUAUCUCAAAGGCACACCAGGCCGAGGCCUCCACUUCAAGAGGAAUUCAAACAGGGACUUUGAAGUUUAUACAAAUUCAGAUUGGGCAGGAUGCUCCACAGACAGAAAAUCGACUACAGGCUAUUGUUCAUUUGUGUGGGGGAACCUAGUAACUUGUAGAAGCAAGAAACAAUUUGUAGUGGCGAGGAGUAGUGCAGAAGCAUAA
Lathyrus oleraceus (garden pea) is the source of this 786-nucleotide messenger RNA. RefSeq lists its product as uncharacterized. The record is from RefSeq and is a predicted model, not a curated record. The transcript has a single exon. Bases 1 to 786 code for a protein of 261 amino acids. Lineage: Eukaryota; Viridiplantae; Streptophyta; Magnoliopsida; Fabales; Fabaceae.